Anopheles funestus (African malaria mosquito) is the source of this 1649-nucleotide messenger RNA. RefSeq lists its product as uncharacterized. The record is from RefSeq and is a predicted model, not a curated record. NCBI's taxonomy places the organism in Eukaryota, Metazoa, Arthropoda, Insecta, Diptera, Culicidae. The coding region runs from base 135 to 911 and encodes 258 amino acids. The transcript has 2 exons.
UACGUGUCGAUCAAAAUAAUCAAAACAAUACGUGCUGUAGAUGAGUUAAUCCAGUUUUGCUUGUUCAACAAUUUUUACUAAUUUUUUACACAUUAAAUUGGCUGCUUACCACCUGUACCACACCAACCGGCAAGAUGAUAGACUACAGUGCAGCCGAAGCGGAGAUGGACCGUGAAAUCAAUAGCUGGGGAUAUACGAUGAACGCGACCGAUUAUAUGAGCGGUUUGCGGAACGUUCGUCCUACAGCGAACUUUGCCAGCAGUGCUAUCAGUAUGGGUCGAGGGCGCGGAUGUGUCGACAUUUCACGCCACAGACUGGAUGAAGUCCGUCUUGCAGCUCAAAUUAAUCGCCAGGCAGUACAUAAUAACCCAAUGGGACAUCUGCCGACGACCGAAGAAACACUCGCUAAAGAUGUCGGGCCAGAGAUUACAGCUGGUUUGCGUUCAAUCGGAAUCCUUAGCUCGGAUGGCCAGCUUAACGCCAAAACAACCCUUCGUAAUGCACCCCGCUGUAGCGAAGACAUUCGCAUCGAUCGAAAUGUGCCCGUAAUUUUAAACGGCGAUGUUUUCCAUGCCCUGUACCGUUCCAACGACGAGGAAUUACCGCCCCAGCCGAAACUGGAAUAUGAUCCCGCAAAACCGUUGGCAGAGCAGUUUACAACGAUUCAAGAAUUCCAAACACAACCCGAACCGGACAUAAGUGUGGAGACAAAAGCGAAAUCGGCAAAAAAGCAGAAAACCAAAAAUGGAUCGAAAAAGGGAAAAAAACAAAAGUGGACGAAGGUCCCAUUGGGCGAUAUCCUGAGUUCACCUGGCCAUAAUGAUGACAAUGGUUUGCGUCCACCUGUACCGGUAAAUAGUAUGUAUUCGGGUCGUGCCCUCUAUGGUAUCGAGGGAAAGCUAAUACUUUAGCAACGGUAUGAUAGGAUCAAUUUAGGAUAGUUUACAUUACGGAGCCUUAAUAGAUGAAAUGUUUAAUUUUCCAUAUAUAGAGCGAUACAUGUGUACAGCUGUUUAAAGAUUGCAACUGCGGUCAGUUCUUUAAAUGUUUAAACUUUUAGAAAUACGAUCGUGUAAAACCAUCUUUGCAGUGCCUUAAAGAUUUAAUAAAAAAGAUGCAAUGCCUUCACUUCCUAUGUGAAAGGGAUUGAAUUCUGUUUCAUAUGUAGCAUUUUCCAUCAUUUCUUGGUACGAUCAACGCAAUUAAAUAAAGCAAACGAUUCUACUAUAGAACUUUUAUGAUUUGAAUAAGAAUCAAUGCGACGAAGUCAAUGUACCUAAUUCCCCAAAGACUUAUUUUUAUCACGUCAAUAGCUGCUAUGGGGGGAUGGGUCCGGAAGGGAUUUCCUUGGUUCGAUUUUGGACUACGACGACACCGACAAGCUUGGAGCCUCGUUGUCUUGGCCCCAAGCAUCUGCUUAGUGUUUGGGAUAUGCUAACAGGGAAGUGCUUGAAAGAUUUAUCGAAGAUCGUAUGUUGCUGCAGACAGGGUAUUCUAGAAAUUGAUUAAACAUAGUUAGGCGAUAUAAGCGGUUAAAGAGGAAGUCAUUGUGCCCUAAAAAUGCAUGGGAAAAAAAACUUUAUGUCCUUCAGAAAUGAAUUCCAUAUCAAUUUUUCGACGACAAUAAAGAAACUUUUGUGCUGUUCGAA